This is a messenger RNA of Mesoplodon densirostris (Blainville's beaked whale), 2043 nucleotides long. It is a transcript of the gene TATDN1, whose product is annotated as TatD DNase domain containing 1. Gene Ontology annotation, cellular component: cytosol. The transcript is spliced from 10 exons. Gene Ontology annotation, molecular function: 3'-5'-DNA exonuclease activity. The record is from RefSeq and is a predicted model, not a curated record. Bases 1172 to 1966 code for a protein of 264 amino acids. NCBI's taxonomy places the organism in Eukaryota, Metazoa, Chordata, Mammalia, Artiodactyla, Ziphiidae.
CUGCCAAUGCAGGGGACACGGGUUCGAGCCCUGGUCUGGGAGGAUCCCACAUGCCCCGGAGUAACUAGGCCCGUGAGCCACAACUACUGAGCCUGCGCGUCUGGAGCUUGUGCUCCACAACAAGAGGGGCCGCGACACUGAGAGGCCCGCGCACCGCGAUGAAGAGUGGCCCCCGCUUGCCACAACUAGAGAAAGCCCUCGCACAGAAACGAAGACCCAACACAGCAAAAAUUAAUUAAUUAAUUAAUAAAAGAAAGCUGUUGUAUGUAGAAAACUUAAAAAAAUAAACCAAUGAAGUUAAUAAAAAAUUAAAUUAAAUCUCCUUUAAAAAGUAUAUACACACCUCAGUGUGUUUAAAUCACUUCCUCAGAAGAAUGUGCACUUAAGCAGCACUGCCUCAGCAGUCACCGUCGACACAUCGCUCUUUAGUGACGUCUUCCCUUAAACAGGUUAGCAGAGAUGGUGUUCUAACUGCAGUGGACCCUGUAGAAGGGCUUCCUUGCCCAGAGCUAUACAUUUCCCUACAGAGCAUUUUAUCUAUAUACAUGAAUCCAGUGAUUGUCAAACCUGGCCUCAGAACCCCUUCAUACUCUUUAAGAUUCUUGAGGACCCCAAAGAGCUCUUAUGUGGGUUCUAUCUAUUGAUAUAUAUUGUAUUAGAAAUUAAAACAGAAAAGUUUUAAAUGCAGUUGUCUUUGAAUAACACGGGUUUGAACUGUGAGUUCACUUAGACACAGAUUUUUUUCCAGGAGUAAAUACGACAGUAUUACGUGAUCUGAGGUUGGGUGAAUAUGUAGCUGUGGAAUCCCUGAUACAGAGGGCCGACGACUAUAAGUAACGUACAGAUUGUCAACGGCGCCCCUAACCUCCACAUUGUUCAAGGGUCAACUGUAUCUAUUUAUUAAUUCAUUUUAAAACAGUAGACCAUUAUGUAAAAUAAAUAGCAUAUUUUUAUGAAAAGUAUUUUCUAAACCAAAAACAUUUAGUAACACGAGUGGAAUUUGUAUUUUUUUAAAUAUCUUUUAAAUGUCUGACUUAACAGAAGACUGCUGAGCUUUCAUAUCUGUUUCUGCAGUCUUUUGUGAUGUUACACAUCAUGUAGCCUCUGGAAUACUUCACUGCACACGCGUGACAGUUUGUGAUUACAGGUGGAAAUCUACAAGACAGUAAAGAUGCACUGCAUUUGGCACAGACAAAUGGUAUCCUCAUAUUACUUUUACCCCUCAAAAUGUGAAUUAAGUUAUUUUGAAGAAGUCUUUCUGAGAACUGCCUCAGAUAUGUUUUUCAGUACAGUUGGGUGUCAUCCUACAAGAUGUGAUGAAUUUGAAAAGAAUAACCCUGAUCUUUACUUGAUGGAGUUACUAAAUCUCGCUGAAAACAACAAGGGGAAAGUUGUAGCAAUAGGGGAAUGUGGACUUGAUUUUGACCGACUGCAGUUUUGUCCUAAAGGUACUCAGCUCAAAUAUUUUGAAAAACAGUUUGAACUGUCAGAACAAACAAAAUUACCAAUGUUUCUUCAUUGUCGGAACUCACAUGCUGAAUUUUUGGACAUAAUGAGAAGGAAUAGAGAUCGGUGUGUAGGUGGAGUGGUGCAUUCAUUUGACGGUACCAAGGAAGCAGCAGCUGCUUUGAUGGACUUGGGUCUCUACAUAGGAUUUAAUGGUUGCUCACUGAAAACUGAGGCUAAUUUGGAAGUUCUGAAGUCAAUACCUAGUGAAAAAUUAAUGAUCGAGACUGAUGCACCUUGGUGUGGAGUCAAAGGUACACAUGCUGGAUCAAAAUAUAUAAAAACUUCAUUUCCCACCAAAAAGAAGUGGGAAAAUGGGCACUGUUUGAAAGACAGAAAUGAACCCUGCCAUAUAAUUCAAAUACUGGAAAUAAUGUCAGCAGUAAGAGAUGAAGAUCCACUGGAACUAGCCAAUACGCUAUAUAACAACACUAUUAAAAUAUUUUUUCCUGACAUGUAAUUGGUAUGUGUCUCCCAUUUUUCCAUCAUGUAUAUAAAAUUUCAUGGUAAAACUUAAAAGUUUCAAUAAAGGAAUUC